AUGCCGAUUGAUCAGCCGAGUGAUUUUCCGAGAGAAGCAUUACGAUUGCACCAUGCCAACCUUCCUGCUCCAACUCAUUUCUCUCCUGUUCCUGACGCGCCCGAUUUUCAGGUCAUGAGCCCAAACACUGGCUCUACCACUUCCGGCUUACCUCCAGUCCCACCUUUUCCAAUGCACGUGCGAAGGGUGGAAAUGUCAGAAGUUACAGUGACUCCUGAGUUGCUACAGCAGCUAGCACACCUUGCGAAUGCAGCCUCUGAACCAAUGAUGGUGGACGAAGGGGUAGAGAUGUCAGCGGCUAUCCGCGAGAUAGCUUCCCAAGUCAAAGGUCGAACUGAGAUUCUUGCUGGUGCUGUACAAAGUGUGGCCACAAGCACCCAAGGGCUCAGCGACCGUGUGAAGAUGUUGGAGCAGCAGCUCAUAGAAAACAUCCAAAGAGAACAAGCACUAGCUGAAAGACUUCAGGUAUACUUCAAGUCACAAGAAGACCGUCAAAAGAGCUUGGAGCGCACUCUGGACAGGAUGGGAACGGCUAUGGCAUCAAUGCAGCAAGCAAUGACAGCGAUGCAGGCCUCCCUGGAUGAGCACAGAACAUCCAUGAAAGACAUGACAGUCAGCGCGCGGAGCGCCAAUGAACAUGCUGAAUUGCGUUUCAGCACGCUGGAAGAUCGGCACCAAGCAGCGAUGGCCAGAAUGAAUUACGUGGACCAUCGCAUUCUGCAGACCUGCAAACUCUCAGCAGGGCCAGAGCACUUUCUUUUGACACCUUCAAAAGAUGAACAGUGGCAAAAUGAUGACGAUGAUGACAAAACAUGGUGGGAGUGUGAAGAUCCUGCUGGCUUUAAGCCGCCUGGCUUGGCCACGUCUCAGCAGCGCAAGCAGACAGAGCCUGCGCGGUCUUCAGCGCCCUUGAUCCAACAAACUGUCGACGAUGGCGUAGAUUACAAAAGGGAUGGCGUGUGGAAACCACUGAAAGACGUACCCAAGCUUGAGAUUGCUCCUGGGGAAUCCGGGACAAGAGCACUCCAACUUAGCGUGUGGAAAGCUGAGUUUCUGGCAAUUGCACAUGCAGUUGGUCAGAGGUGGGCUCUUUUCUUGCAAGAGAAAUUUCAGCAGGCAGAAAAUGCAUAUGAGCAAAGGCAGAUGGGAAAGCUUUCAACGUAUGAGUACCUGGAUGAAGGCAUGUGGUCUGCAUCCACAUGCGCUGGGCAUCUCCCCUCUGACUUUGAGAGCCGGUUUUGCAUUGUCCUGACGAGGACAUUGCCAGAAGAAGUGAAACGUCCCGUUUUUGAAUACUCAACCCGGGCCAAGGUGACCAGCCAGAAGCUGCUAGUCUGUUUGUUGGAAGUGUUUAACCCUGGCGGCAAGGAGGAAGUGAAGUCUUUGCAGCAGUGGGUUCGUUCGCCGCCCAUUUCCCAGACCUUUGAUGAGGCCUUCAAAGUGUUGCGGCGGUGGCAACUGGCGGUGUCGCGCCUUUCCACUCUUGGCUUGCCGCCCCUUUCACCGCAUGAGAAGUUGUCAGCCAUGGAUGGCAUUCUCCAGAAGCUUGAAGGAAAGUCUGAGGCUCUCCGCAUGGCACCAGAGAUCCGCAGGCCGCAAGAUGCGGCAGUUCAGAGUAUGUUGGCACAAGUAGAAGAAGAAAUUCGAAUCCUCCAGACAGAUGAGCGUACAAAGUUCAACAGGCAAGGAACCUUGGAAACUGUGUUCCGAGCAGAGGCCAAAGCUGCAGCAAAGCCAGCAGCGCCCAGUUUCUGUCAGUUUUUUGCACGUGGAAACUGCAAGAAGGGCGACCAGUGUGCAUUCUCUCAUUUGUCUCCUUGCAGAUUCUUUGUGCUUGGCAGCUGCAGGCACGGGGAUGCAUGCAAGUACCCCCAUGUGACACCAAAAGCAACCCCAAAGCCAAAGUUGGCUCCAAAGGCUUUUCCCAAAAGGAGCAGCGAGACCAAGCCAAAGCAGGCUGCUGAGUCCAAUCCAAAGGCCGCUGCAGCCGAGAACGCUGGUGAUAGCCAAUCUCGUGCUUCUUCGGUUCGGUCCUUGGUGAUGGCAGCGACCACUCAGAGUUCAGCGUGCAAGGUUUCUGAUGAGGAGAAGCCGCUGGUCCUCAUUGACCCUGGCGCAAAUGAAGUGAUCAGACCAUGUCGCCCUGAGCUCCAAAGACAGAUGAAGAACAUGUCCAGCACACAGGUCGCACUUGCAAAUGGCCAAGCGGUAUCGGCUCACAGAACCAGGGAAGGUGAGCUGGUCUUACCAGCUUCUGGACAAACAUGUGCAGAAUGGAUUGUGCCUCUAGAGCGGCUCACAGUGGGCCUUCAUUGCAAGUUUUGUUGGGAUGGCAGAAGUGGAAGCCCAGUCCUGCAAGUCCCCCAAGAGAACGGACAGAUCCGCGAAGUCGAUGUUUUGGUCAAGAACCGUUUGCCUUACCUCAGCUGGACAGAUUUCCAGCCCUUAAGGAGGAGGCUGGCUAAGCUUUGGAAAGGGAAGCCUACUUCAUGCCAAGCAGCUAAUCUGCAUGAGCCACACGCUGAGCACCCAGGUCCUUUGCCGAGCUCCUCUACGUCAGAGCAGAGGGCUCCUAGUUCUACUGCUUCUCCCGGUCGGGGACCUGCGGUGUGCAGCUCAGAUGGUUUUUCCAUUUCUUCCAAAGAGAGAUCUGACUUGGAAGAGAUGCAUGCCUUUGGAAAGAAGUUGCUUGCACUUGGCUUCCCUGUCCCCGAAACAGGCAUCCAAGAAGAGGGUGCGUCUUCCAGUCAGUGCAGUACCUGCAAGGCUGCAGUUUCACCUGCUGCCAAAGAAUUGGAUGACGGGAGAGAUCUGGAAGAUGGGACGUUGCCCGAUGAUGUUCCAACACCAGAACAAGAAGCCUUGAAGCAGCUCAGGGCUCGUUGUGAGCAAGGGCUCUACGACAAGCAGUGUGAAACUUGUCUGAAGUCAAAAGGGUACAGAAGACCCCACCGCAGACUGGCAGCCGAAAGCAUUUCUAACGGAGUGCUGUCAAUGGACUUGUCAGGUCCACACCCUGUCAGUGUGGAUGGUCACCGUUACAUGCUUGUCACAGCCCUGAGGCUUUCCAAUGGCACCGUGCUACCCUUUCUUCGAACUUUGCCGAACAAGGAGUCUGCCACUGUACUCCAAGCAUUGCUUUCCAUCAUGGCUCAAAUAUCAUCCAUGACUGGAGGCAUAGCAGUGUACUUCCGAGUACAUUCAGAUUGCGGGGGAGAAUUCGCUGCCAACAGAAUGGUAGAACAGAUUCAUGCAUUAGGUCUCUGGAAGACGACCACUGCAUCGCACUCGCCUGAAGCAAAUGGCGUUGCAGAACGGAUGGUGCAGAAAGUCAAAGAUGACGCCACGCGCUGUCUGUUGCAUGGAAGUUUGCCUUUGGUUUUUUGGCCUUUUGCUGCAAGACAUGGAGUGUUCAUAGCUCGACAGCGAGCCCUCGGAUUGCCCAUUCCAGCUGCUCUGCCCAAAGUGGGCCAGAAAGUUUUGGUGAGGAAAGUAGCUGCUGACAAUUUCACCAGCAGAUUGGACGAAGCUGUUUUCCUUUGCGAAGAUGAAACUAUCCCCAAUGGCGCCCUUGUCCUGAUGAAGCGCCCGUCAGGCGAACGUGGUCAGAUUGUCAAGACCCGCAUGCCCUUGGUUGCGCCUACCGCUGCAAAAACAUGGCGGCUUGAAAGCAAGGAUGACCAAAGGGAGUGGGUGUCAAACACAGGAGAGCUCUGCUGGGAUGAGCCAGCAGAUGGGCAGCCACAGCUGACUUUUGAAGAAAGAACAGCUGGUCCAGACCUUAGCGCUGGGGACGUUCUUGAACUGGUCAAGAAACAGAUGGGCAACACUGAGCCAUCCUGGAGUGAUUUCUGCAAAUUUGGUCAUGGCUACCUCCUGUCUUUAGACCAUGGCGAGCCAAAGUUCGCCUGCAAGGCUGUCAAGGCCAACGACAGUUCAAGUCACAUGUCCAACCAAGAUGAGAGGAUCCGUUACCAUGUUCUCCCCUUUGAUUUGGAAGAAGAUAUGAAUCAGACAGAGGCACAAAGCCGAGAUAUUGCCACCUCAGCUGAAGCAGUUCCCCAAUCAGUUUUGUGGAGCGAUGACACCUCUGAGGAGGAGAGAGCCAAGUGGAUCAAUGGACUUCAGGCAGAGCUGGACAACAUGAUGGAAAAACAAGUUCUUCGCGAAGUCACACGUGAAGAAGCAAAGGGCUUCUUUGGCUUGACGUCCACGUCAGAACUGCCAAUUCCUGUUCCAAGCAAGUUGGUGCUUACCCGGAAGCCGAUGAUGGACCCUGCUCCAAGUGAAGCUUCGGCAUCAAUCGCUUCUGCAGUAGCUCACAGCUCAUGGAAGGCCAAGGUGAGGUUGGUGGCUUGUGGAAAUUACCAAGCAGAUACACAGGCUCACAUGCUCGAGAACUCUUCUGCAAACCCAUCACAGGAAAUUGUGCGCCUCCUGAUCUCCAUGUUGGUGAGGCACCCAGAAUGGGUUGCACUGGUGUUGGAUAUUGCUUGCGCCUUCCUGAAUGCUGAGCUCGGUGAUGACAAAGUUUUGAUUCGGCCCCCUCCAUCACUGGUCCGCAUGGGCCUUAUAGCUCCACAUGUGCUGUGGCUUGCUUUGCGUGCAAUCUAUGGUUUGCGAAAAGCGCCGAAAUUAUGGCAAGAAGAAAGAAAUCGAAUGUUGGACCACCGUGUUGUCAACACUUCCAUUGGCAGUGUUGUAAUGCAGCCUCUAGAGUCUGGCGCAUGGCUUCUGCAGGAAGAUGGAGAAUGUGUUGGGCUUUUCAUGAUGUAUGUGGAUGAUGGCUUGCUGGUUGGACCUCGUGAAGUGCUGGUAUCCUUAGGAGCUGAGUUGAAAACAUUGUGGGAUUUGAAGUGUCAAGGUUUCUUGGCCAGCCACGCGCUUGGUGGCGAAUCAGUCGUCCCAGUUGGUGACGAGAGCGUCCCUGUCCAGCAAGAGCUGAACUUUUUGGGGGUCAAGAUCCGCAGGUGUCCCGACAAUGGUGUGCUUUUACAUCAAACGUCUUGGCUGAUCCAAGAAUUGAACAAGCGAGGCUGGCUUCACAUGAAGGGCAGUCCCUCACUGCCUGCUGUUCCAGAAGGAACGUUGGAGCCAAUGACCCGCGAUCAGCAGUACACUGAGGUCUUGCGGAAAGCCCAGAGUGAAGUUUUGUGUUUGCAAUGGCUUGCCCUGCGCAGUCGCCCAGACAUCGCCGCCACGGUCGGCUCUGCGGCCUGCUUGUCAGCUAUCCAUCCCGGAGUUGCACUGAAGUUAUGUCAAGGCAUUUGGCGCUAUUUGAGCAGCACUCGAAACCAUGGUGUCUUCUUUGCGCCUUGCUUCCCGGAGUCUUGCUUUGAUGAUUCCCUGUGGCUAUUUGGAGAUGCUAGCCUGGCCCCAGGAGCCAGCCGUAGCCGCACUGGAGUGGUAAUCAAGUGGGGUGACCACAUUCUGUCUUGGAAAUCUCAAAGACAGGCUCUCACUGCUUGGAGCGCCUUUGAAGCUGAAGUCGAUGCUGGAGCUUCUGCUUGUCAGGUUGGUGUUCCAGUGAAGGUCCUUCUGCAAAAAGUUCUCGGCCAGCCAAUACAAACUUUCCUCGGCAGUGACAACGCUGCUUGUGUAGCCAAUUUGGUCAAGGGAUCCAACACUACGGUGCCCACUCGCACACGCCACUUUGGCAUGAGGUGUGCUUACAUCCGGGACCAGGCCCAUGCUGAAGGAUUUGCCAUUCAGCACAUUCCUGGCACAGACAUCCCUUCAGAUGCUUUGACCAAAGUGUUGCAACGAUGUAAGCUUGAAGAAUCCCGGCAGAAACUGAAUGUCCUGGCAAAGCUUUGA
Molecule: messenger RNA, 5817 nt
Organism: Cladocopium goreaui
Lineage: Eukaryota; Dinophyceae; Suessiales; Symbiodiniaceae
Source: the annotation of a GenBank genome assembly